GAGCUACGGGAGCCGAGCAGGGACGCUACGACUCCCAGGACAAGGCAGAGCGCGGCAGCUGGUCUGCGGAAGCGGCUGGCAGAGACCGGCAGGAGGCCCCUCCGGGGAUCAGAAGCCCAGGGUUAGGAGCCGUAGGCAUGCUGCGUCCCAAGGCUUUGACCCAGGUGCUCAGCCAAGCCAACACUGGAGGCGUCCAGAGCACCCUGCUGCUGAAUAACGAGGGAUCGCUGCUGGCCUACUCGGGUUACGGCGACACGGACGCCCGGGUCACUGCGGCCAUUGCCAGUAACAUCUGGGCCGCGUACGACCGAAACGGAAACCAAGCGUUUAAUGAAGACAAUCUCAAAUUCAUCCUCAUGGACUGCAUGGAGGGCCGUGUAGCCAUCACCCGAGUGGCCAAUCUUCUGCUGUGUAUGUAUGCCAAGGAGACCGUGGGCUUCGGGAUGCUCAAGGCCAAGGCUCAGGCCUUGGUGCAGUACCUGGAGGAGCCCCUCACUCAAGUAGCAGCAUCCUAGCGGGCCUUGGUGGACACUGGUGAUGACAGUUGGAGGGGCAGGGCCCCCUGGGAAAACCUUCCUGGACUGUGGUGGAGAGGAGGGACUUUGCUUUUUCUAGAAUAAACUUCAACUUCUGCCUUG
Messenger RNA from Chinchilla lanigera (long-tailed chinchilla), 638 nucleotides. RefSeq names its product late endosomal/lysosomal adaptor, MAPK and MTOR activator 2 (gene Lamtor2). Gene Ontology annotation, biological process: cellular response to amino acid stimulus; positive regulation of TOR signaling. The record is from RefSeq and is a predicted model, not a curated record. The coding region runs from base 138 to 515 and encodes 125 amino acids. The transcript is spliced from 4 exons. Lineage: Eukaryota; Metazoa; Chordata; Mammalia; Rodentia; Chinchillidae. Gene Ontology annotation, molecular function: molecular adaptor activity; guanyl-nucleotide exchange factor activity. Gene Ontology annotation, cellular component: Ragulator complex.